Messenger RNA from Pomacea canaliculata, 7004 nucleotides. RefSeq lists its product as uncharacterized. Gene Ontology annotation, biological process: nucleoside metabolic process. The coding region runs from base 347 to 2107 and encodes 586 amino acids. Gene Ontology annotation, molecular function: catalytic activity. The transcript is spliced from 15 exons. NCBI's taxonomy places the organism in Eukaryota, Metazoa, Mollusca, Gastropoda, Architaenioglossa, Ampullariidae. The record is from RefSeq and is a predicted model, not a curated record.
UUCCUCAUGACGCUGCGCAUGCGUAGUGACACAUGGGAUCAUGGCGGAAAAGGUGUUGUAGAACGCUGUGCCCAUGCAAUUAACCGUUGACCAUAUUUGUGUAGUGGUAGCAUGCAGGAAAGUAUUGCUUGAAUGUGCGGAUCCUAUCAAAUCACAGUUGGAUUUGCCCUAGGAUUACAAGGCAUCUGAGUGAAAGACCACCUUUUUUAAAAAAAAAAAAUCCCCCAGCUUUGGCGGUCAACAAGGUCAUAACUUGUGAAGGAAGUGUACUGUUCCCUGUCUUCACUAAGGACUGUCCAAAAGGCACCAGGCAUCAGUAUCUGUGCCCCAAUUCAUAGCUGUCGCCAUGGCCAGUUCAGAAGAAGUUGUUAUGACCCCUACCAAAAAGGGGAAGACAACUCACAUAAAAAUUGAACGCAAAAAAAGAGAAGCAAGUGAUGCUGAAGCCGUGGUUCACGUGGCUGGAGGUCCACAUUCUGGCUUGGUCAUCGCUAAGAAUACAGCAGAUGGGAUUGAAGACCUAGGCAAACCUCAGCUUCAACUAGGUUUCAUGUGUUUUCUGGUUGAUCAGAAAACUGAUGAACAUUUCGUGGAAAGUCGUAAGCUGAAGUUCUGGUACGUUGAUGGCACAGACUACUACAACCAGGUUACAACAGCAUAUGAAUUUUUUAAAGAGCUUGUUCGGCCAGAAGAUUUCCCAAGAGACUAUGUGGGGUUCAUCAAAAAAUGCAUGAAGCAGAUGCAGAGUACUCGGUACAGUUUAGCCAAAAAAAUAGACCUGGAGAUACAGCAUCUGGACAAAGGGGAAGCGCCUAUGACCCCAGGAAGCUUGAUAUCUCCAGAGCACUUUGGCAUUGAGCAUAUAAACGGGAUGGGUUUUGCUAAAGAAGACACGCGGCCUGUGGAAGAAAUUGUGCGGGAGAAGUUGUUGACGGUGCUAGAGUCUGCUUAUCCAAAUGUUUUGUCUGUUGAAGACUUGACCAGGAUCACUGCCUCUGAUGAACACAUGAUCCUGAUGCAGCUACAGGAGCUAAAGACACGAGAACUUGUACGCACCAUGGAGAAUGGUGGUUUUGUUCGACAGGUGCUGGAUGACAAAACAGAGGUCCAGAUGGUGAAGCAGAUGCCAACAAUAGCAGCCAAUCAACAGCCAACUAUUGCCAUCAUCACAUACCUGUAUUAUGAGAAGAUUGCAGUAGAUGCAAUGAUGGAGAACAAAACAACAUAUGUCAGAUACAAGACUGAAGGAGAGUCCAAUGUCUACACCACUGGCUACAUUGGGGAACACAAAGUAGUGUCAACUAAACUGCCAGCCAUUGGUCACAUACGAGCAGCCCAGAUUUCUUCUGGAAGCAUCACAACUCGUCUCUUAGGUACUUUCCAGAAUAUUGAACAUGUGUUCAUCGUAGGUGUGGCAGGUGGGGAACCACAGUUUGCAGACUACUAUAGGCACCCACGUUUGGGUGACAUUGUCUUUUCAAAGUGUGAUUCUAAAGGCAACAUGUACUAUCACUGUGACAAAAUUACACAGGACAAGACAGGAGAGACUGAAUUCAGUCUAAAGACAUGGGCACCAAGAGACUUUCAGCUGCAGCGCAUUGUAGAACGUUUCCAGGAUUUGCGCAGUGCAAAUCCAGACUUUGCUCCAUGGGAACCAUAUAUUGAGGAAGGGCGGGAACUGCUGCGAGGCCAGGAAGCUAACUUUUCACGUCCUGCACCUGAGACAGACCGCCUUUACAUGAGCAUUGGUGACAAUCAGGUAAUUGAAGUGCAGCAUCCAGAACCCCCGGAUGGCAGUGUUCGGCGAACAGAUGUUCCUGGAGUUCAUUUUGGCACCAUGGGUUCAGGUCGACCAGUCCGUGGUGAGCUGUCGCGCCAUGAGUUUGCAAGUCGCUAUGGCAUUGUCGCAUUUGACUCUGAGUUUGAUCAGGUGCUGGAAUCCAUUGUUGGAAACAGAAAGGACAGUUUUAUGUUCGUUCGCGGUGUCGCUGACUACUAUGAUGGCAUGAGAAACAAAGAGUGGCAGCCAUAUGCUGCCCUCGCUGCUGCUGCCGCCACCAAAGCCAUUAUCAAAUCUCUGCGCAACACACAGUUGGACGAUGAGUGAACUGUUCACAGGAUGCAGCAGUGAGCAUACUGCAGUCCCUUUAAUAUUUCUGUAAUACUUUUAGCAUAAGUCAAUGAGAGUUUACAGUCAUUUUUAAGUGCUGCUUUUUUUUCAUCAGUGUCACAUGUAUCCAAAUGAAAUGUGCCUGCUGUAGAUGGAUUUAGGCACAAAUAGCACUAUUUUGUUUUGUUUUGUUUUUUUCCUUUCCAUGGGUCUGUGCAUAUAGAAAUUGAAAAGCUUAUUGCUGUCUAGAUUUCUGAUGUUUCUUUGCUUUGUUCACUUUCAGAUGGGAGAGGCUGUUUAAACUUCUUCAUAUUUCUGUUGAUCAGAUAUUGACCUUUUUUUUUUCCUCAAUCUGUGAUGUGGCUGAGAAAAAUAGAAUAAAAGCAAAAAUGAAGAACAUGCUUUUCUCAUCUUUGUUGAUGGACUAUGAGAUUGCAACACUCUUUUAUUGCUUUAAUAGUUGUCACAGUAAUGUGUGCCAAAUUGGUUUCCUUCAUUUUUUCAGUGUAUGAACCUACUGGCAGUUUUUAGGUUAGGUCAGUUUAUUUUUAAACAUAUUAAGUCGGUACAUAAAGGGUUAUGUGCUUUGACACUCUUCUUCAUCAACUCCUCCUAGCAAGAACUUUUUCUCUCUAAACCUUAUCUUUCUGUUGUCAGAAAGGAUCUCGGUUACUUACAUUUGUCGUCUUCAUCAAGAAGCAUCUUUAAUACUUAAGACAUCAGUGCUCAUCUUUAUCAUCCUUUACUUCAAGACUUUACUGUUUUGUCUGUAUAUUUCCUGUGCCUUGCAGGGCUGAAACUUUUAUUUUUUUAACACAAGAAGUUAUUUGUUGUCUUUCUCUUUGUUGAGCUUCUUUGAGCUUUAUUAGUUGUUAUAACUGUAAAAUCUGUUGUAUUAUAUACUUACUGCUUUUGAAAUUGAGUCCAUCACUCGCCUUUCUUUAUGCAUAUAGCAUGUCAGCCUUGUGCUCUUAGAGUUUAAAGAUGUUCUUGAAUAAUUUGCCACUCUUGCCAUGGUUUUGUGCCCACAUAUUGAAAGAAGGUAUGGGCUUCAAAUAUCAUUCUCAAAGUUCCACCAAAAUCAGACAUGCAUAUCCUUGGAAAGUUUACUCAUAAUUGUGCAUGUAAACAGUUAACAAGGUGAAAACAUGGAUAGAUUGAGCUAGUGGCAAGACUUUUACCUUUUAUGUUGAUAUCCUCAGCAUGAGUUGCUUCCAAGGCUUGUAUUCAUGGUAUCAGCAAUUUACCCAUAUGUAAAAUUGCCCCAAUUUUUUGGGAAACCAAUUGGGAUAGUUAACCCAACAGAUAAAUUAUCUCCACAUUUAUUAGAUACCAAGAAGAUGAAGUUAACGAACCAACUGAUAGAGUGGAAAUUCAUUAAAAGGGGGAGAUUACACAUUGCAUUAAAAAAAAACCCAUGAAAAAUUGAAAAGAAAACCCCAAGAAAGUACAAUAAGUCCAAUUUAUUCACUUGAAUCAUACCUGUUGUCAAACAUUAAAUGACAGAAAUACUGAUUUGUUUUAUCCAGACACAAAAUAACCCAUGGCCUCCCCCUUUCUCCCCAGAAGAAAGCAAAAUGAAAUGUUGAUUCACCUAAUUCCAUGGUUUUUUUUUGGGGGGGGGGGGUGGGGAAGAGGAGACUGAAAAGAAAUGCUGACUGAGAUGUUCAUUUUCUUUCUUUUUAAUGGCACAUGUUAAGCUCAAAUUAUCGGUAGAAACAGUAAUUACUAAUUCUGUACAGUCAUGUUUGGCCAGUCUCAAAAACUUUUAUGUUCACCUCUGAUUGAGUUAACGUGAUGUUCGCCAUUUUUACCGGGCUAGCUCUAUUUCAUUAGCAUGUGCCCCACCAUACCAUUGAGAAGGACUUUUCUGCCGUGAAUACAUUUCAGACACUACCUGUGGGCUGCUGAUUUAAUUAGUUUGAGUAGGAUAGCAGGCUGGGUAAUUAUGCUUUAUGAAUGCGAGUCCUAAGUAAACAAAUUGGUAUUGCCAACACCAGCAGACAAAAUGCUUCUUACCUAGUAAAAGCUUUAUGUAGUUUACCAGCAUGUUCGCAUGCAGUGUUCUCACUAAUGGGCACAAACAUUUCAUUUCAUUAUGUAAUUCACUAGUAAGUAAAUUUUAACAAAUUUCUGUGUCUUCCCUUGCAUGGUACAGAACAUAAUCACAUAACUUUGACCAUAGAACUUUCACAGCUUUGUGCAGUUAGCAUUGUAUUUAGUCACAAAAAAAUGAACAAGUGGUUGUAGCUCAGAUGUAAAGUAGUAAAAAUGCACAAACAGCAUUUCUCGUAAAUUUCUUCAGUUAUGACAAAUUUUUUUCCCUGCAAACUGUGAACUCUACAGACUUGGGCAGUCUGGUGGUGCAAAGGUUAGCGCUUGUCACCAAUUCUGUGAGGGUUGGCCAUCCUGGAUUUAGCUCUCGUCUCGGGCACGCUGUUCUUUCUGCAUGUGGCAUCUAUUCACAGGGUUAGCUGCCUUGCCGUGAUAUAGCCUUAGUUGUCGGCUCGGCAUAAAACACCCAUUCCACCCCACCCCCAAUCCUCUAUAGGCUUCAUAGAUCCCAGUGAGAAAUAGGUAAGCUGUGUUUUCACAGAGUGUAACACACUUUAUUUUUGUGUGAUAUAAACAAAGGGACCUUGGUUUUUGUACUUUUUGAAAAGUACUUGCCAAUGACCAUGUUUAAGCAUGUUUGUUUCAGGUUUUUUCCUUUGUUUUUGUUAUGAAUACUGCAAUCAUUCCAUUUUUUUAUAUACAUCUUUGUGUAACAGAUUGUUCUGUAUAUACACUAGAGCAUAGGUCUGUGGUAAUUGAAAUUGUAUAUUUUAAAAGAACCUCUAAAGUAACCACAAAACAUGAAAUUGUAUAUGUGCAUGUGGAAGAGAAAUAAUAGCAUGUAAAGGUGAAUGAGGCAAGUUCCAUAAAAAUGAGACAGUAAUAAAAAAAUGCUAAAAUCCCUAAUAUCUCAGCCCUUUGUGUUGGCCCUUUGCAGACUGAUGGAGGUCAAUAGCUAGAUUAUUUUACUUUGCUGGAGCACAAUAUUUGUAACUUCUCUCGGAAUUGUUAAACCUCCUUUUAUUCAAGAUAUACAUUAGUGUAUAUACACAACUGAUGCAUGCCUGUUGGUGUUUACGUCAUUGGUCACAAACUUCAAAAAAACAAACCUAAGUGUGGCGCUUACUAAAAAGAAAAAAUAAAAGUUAUUUGUAAUAUAGCAAACUGUAUCACAAAUUUUGCAACAUCAGAUAUGGUGUGUCUAGUGCAUUUUUUUGUCACGUCAAGAUUCAGCUUAGAAAAUUCUGUAAAAUGCAAAUUAUCCAUCAUCAUUGGUAUCCCAUUUGAAGGAAAAGCUUUUUAGGCAGAAUAGUAAAUACACAAACUUGAACUUUAUAAAAGUACACUCUUCUUAUUCUGGUAGCCACAUAAUGGCCAUCUUCAACUAAACACCAUUUUCUGCUUCUAGUCGCAAGUGUACCUCAAAGCUUCAUUGUAGGUAACUUAAUUGGUUGCUUAUACUUGAUUUUUUUUUUGUCAGCAUCUUGCUCAGUAGUAUUUUCAGCUUCAGAUGUGCAACAGGCUGUUUCAGUAGCCAUAACAAAACAUUUUCUGGACUUCCUUUCGUAGAAACAAUAUUACCUUGUAUAUAGGUGUUGGUCAACUGGUAUUUGUUUUAAUGAGGGAUAAGGAUUUGAUGUUAUUUCCUUUUUUUCUGUCUUUGUUGCCAUGUCAUUUCUCUUUGCCUUUGCAAGGCUUCAGGGCUAGAACUUGGUGAACAUUCCAAAUAUUGAUGUAUUGAGUGAUAUGCCAAAGCGGCAGUUUUCUCUAAUGAUAUUUGUGAACAGUUUACGAAUCUGUUGGCAGAUGCAAUGAAUAUGCACCCAUUUUAUAUGUAUGUAGUAUGCGGUACAUUUAUGUAGUAAAUGGUGAAAUGUAAUGGUGCUUUUUUUGACCAACCAUUGAUCAGGCUAAAGCCAAGCAAAAUGCUAAAAAAUCCAUGAAGAUCUGUGGUCUGGCAGAUGCUGUAGACAUUGCUGUGUUACAGACUGGAGGACAGUAAUGUGCAUCUGCAGGUUAUGCUCCCUCUGAGUUAUGAUAAAUACAUUCUGUGGCCGAAGUCUUGAUUGCUGGCAUGCAGUAUUCUUUCAGACAAGCAUACUCUGAUCAUGUGGGACCUCAGUGUUCAGACUGAAGUGUUGGCAUACUUGUUUACAGAUGUUAGUGAAUGAAUUAGAGACCUCUUUAUAUUAUUCCUGAAGUAAUUGUAUAUAUUGUCUGUAGCAUCUCAUCCUCACUGAAUGCAUUUUUUUUUUGGCUGCAGUACCAACAAAUGUUUUUCUUAAUCCCCAUCACACACAACCAUUUUUACCCUUCUUACUUUUGUAGCCCCAUAGCACUUAUCAUCAAUAAGAUCAGUGGUUGUAGAAUGUAGGGUUUUUCCCCUUCCCCCAUGCUGAGUUCAGAUAAGCUGUUCAGUGACAGUAUUACCUACAGGCUUGUAUGAUGCCUGCACUUACUACAUUUUACAAGGGACACGUUUUCGUGUUGACAGUGUUUACAAAGAAUAGUGUAUCCAUUCAUUAUAAAUUUUUUCUUGCUCCAUGCCCAAAUGUGAACAUAUUUAGAUUCAGAAUUUGCUCUACCUGCUUUGUCCUUCAAUGUAAGUAGAAGAUGACAAAUGCCAGGUUGGAAUCCUUAGUCAAAAGUGUGAAAAGGCAGUUGUGGUUGGUAUUUCCUCUUGGUUUGUAGAUGUGCAUAAUUUUGCUCCCCCUCAAAAAUGUAGUCAGUUCUCUUAACUAAAACUAUGUCUCUGUUUUUAUGCUUGUGAGUUUGUAAGUACUUUUCUUAGGUAAAUUUGUUUUAUAAUCCCAAGAUGCCAUUAAAAUUUAUUGACUUU